Molecule: messenger RNA, 330 nt
Organism: Pipistrellus nathusii (Nathusius's pipistrelle)
Lineage: Eukaryota; Metazoa; Chordata; Mammalia; Chiroptera; Vespertilionidae
Source: the annotation of a GenBank genome assembly
AUGGAAGAUUCUAUGGACAUGGACAUGAGCCCUCUGCGGCCCCAGAACUACCUUUUCGGUUGUGAACUAAAGGCCGACAAAGAUGAUCACUUUAAGGUGGAUAAUGAUGAAAAUGAGCACCAGUUAUCUUUACGAACGGUCAGUCUAGGGGCUGGAGCAAAGGAUGAGCUGCACAUUGUCGAAGCAGAGGCCAUGAAUUAUGAAGGCAGUCCCAUUAAAAUAACACUGGCAACUUUGAAAAUGUCUGUACAGCCAACGGUUCCCCUUGGCGGCUUUGAAAUAACACCACCUGUGGUUCAGGGCCUGUGCAUAUUAGUGGACAGCACUUAG